AUGCGUUACAUUGCCUUAGAGCAAGCGUUUGACGAAUGCUAUGAACAUCAAAGACGCCAUCCAAUCAGAAGCUCUUGGUCAAAGACUGGACGUCGCGGCUCUCUGCCCUCUCGGCUCCGAAAGCUGGUCCAAGCGUCUGAUGCAUGGAAUUCGAUAAGAUCUCUAUCGAUAAGGAGCUUCAAUCUCAACCCCAGACUCAGACCCCGCGCGGCGCAUCACACCCUUGAGUCAUUGAGCAGCCGCGUCUGCUAUGGUUCGAGGUCUCAUUAA
This is a messenger RNA of Colletotrichum tamarilloi, 270 nucleotides long. RefSeq lists its product as uncharacterized. The record is from RefSeq and is a predicted model, not a curated record. Bases 1 to 270 code for a protein of 89 amino acids. NCBI's taxonomy places the organism in Eukaryota, Fungi, Ascomycota, Sordariomycetes, Glomerellales, Glomerellaceae. The transcript is spliced from 2 exons.